AUGGCGAAAUACCUAGGUCUCCGAGGAGAGACUCUUGGCAGAGUUAGAAUCCUCCUUGUAGUUGUUCCAUCAUUUUUACUCUUCGGAUGUCUAAUCGGAGCUCUAGUUUCUAUCUCGGUCGGAAAUCCGUUUGGUCGCCGUCGAGCUCUCGUUACUUUCGCUAUAAUCGCAGCCAUCGGUUUAACUCUUCAAGCAUCUUCGUUCACUCUCGACCAAUUGGUGAUCGGCCGUAUCAUAUCUGGCGUUGGAGUUGGAGGGGUUAAUGCAGUGGUCCCAGUCUGGCAAGCGGAAUGUUCUAAACCCAAGAACCGUGGAAAGAACGUAGUAGUGCUUGGCAUUUUCAUCGCAAGUGGUAUAGGACUAGCAAGCUGGGUCAACUUUGGGUUGUCUUUCCACCAAAAAAACUCGGUCUGCUGGAGGUUGCCGCUCGCUUUGCCACUCAUCUUCUGUGCGUUCAUCUGCUCAUCCGCCUUCUUGUUUCCGGAAUCGCCUCGAUGGCUUGUACAAAAGGGAAAGUUAGAUGAGGCAAAAACAGUUCUCUCUAUCCUUGAGGAUAUAAACGUCGAGUCCGAGCACGUUGCCGUCGAGCUACAGUGCCUUCAAGACGCUUAUGCUAGACAAUCAGCUCGAGAGCAGGGCUUCGUGGAUCUCUUCAAGCCCGGUCGACAGAGACUCCUGUAUCGCACCAUUCUCUCAAUUCUCAUUAACUUUUGCGCUCAAAUGACCGGGGCAAACGUAAUCACUUAUUACGGAACGACAAUCUUUCGCCAAUCUCUCGGGUUCGGUCCACAGCAAGCUUCCGUCCUUGCAGCGGGACUGCUGACUUGGAAGAUCUUGGCUGCUUCGCUGGCAUAUUAUUUUGUCGAUCGCGCUGGCCGUAAGCCCUUGUUCAUGAUAGCUGGGGUUGGAAUGGGUGCAUCCAUGAUGUGUUUGGCAAUCACGGUGUCUCAAAUUCAACACUCCGGUGCCGGCGCAGCGGCGACUUUCUUCCUGUUCAUGUUCAUGUUUUUCUUCCCCCUUGGUUUUCUCGGUGCCAACUUCUUGUACGGGACGGAAAUUGCGCCCCAGGAGCUGCGAAUCCAUCUCUCAGCCAUCGGUACAUCGUCUCACUGGCUGUUCAAUUUCGUCAUUGCGGAGAUCACUCCAAUUGCGUUUACAAGUAUCGGGUACAGGUAUUACAUCGUGUAUGCAUGUACCGGAAUUGCUGUAGCUCCGAUGGUAUAUUUUCUGUUCCCUGAAACAAAUGGUUGGUCUUUGGAAGAGAUGGAUAGGGUCUUCUCAGAGCCGGAACACUGGUGGCAGGUGACUUCAGCAGCCAGAAGACUUCCACGAGGUGUGCUGGCAGACAUCGAGAACAUGGAGGAAAAGAUGACGGAAGGUUCUCAGGUUGAGAAAAGCCAAGAGGAGUAG
Hyaloscypha bicolor E is the source of this 1410-nucleotide messenger RNA. RefSeq names its product sugar transporter. Gene Ontology annotation, molecular function: carbohydrate:proton symporter activity. The coding region runs from base 1 to 1410 and encodes 469 amino acids. The record is from RefSeq and is a predicted model, not a curated record. NCBI's taxonomy places the organism in Eukaryota, Fungi, Ascomycota, Leotiomycetes, Helotiales, Hyaloscyphaceae. Gene Ontology annotation, biological process: carbohydrate transport; transmembrane transport. Gene Ontology annotation, cellular component: membrane. The transcript is spliced from 3 exons.